This is a messenger RNA of Quercus robur (English oak), 5445 nucleotides long. RefSeq names its product transcription elongation factor SPT6 homolog. Gene Ontology annotation, biological process: transcription elongation by RNA polymerase II; mRNA transcription by RNA polymerase II; positive regulation of transcription elongation by RNA polymerase II. The transcript has 15 exons. NCBI's taxonomy places the organism in Eukaryota, Viridiplantae, Streptophyta, Magnoliopsida, Fagales, Fagaceae. The coding region runs from base 772 to 5325 and encodes 1517 amino acids. Gene Ontology annotation, molecular function: nucleosome binding; histone binding; nucleic acid binding. Gene Ontology annotation, cellular component: transcription elongation factor complex. The record is from RefSeq and is a predicted model, not a curated record.
UUCAAAAAAUGUAUUUUAUUUGUUUAUUUAUUUUUGCUUUUCCACUCCCAUUUUCUUUGAUUGUCAAAGUUACACUCAAUUUGAGUUCAGUGUCCAAGUAUUGGGUCAAGUAAGAAUCCGGUUAUCAAGUGCUAAUGUUUAUUAGUUAAAGUUGAGUGUUUUAUUGCAAUUGAUUAGUUUUUUAGGGAGUCGCACAAUUUUGAGCUAAAGAGUUAUUUAUUUAUUUGCUUUUAUUAUUUUCCAAUGCAAUAAAACCCACUUAAUUGCUUUUAAAGAGUAACAUAUUCCUUUAAGCAAUAUAUGGUCUCGGUUUCUGUGCCCUCAACUCUAUAAUUUGUUUUAUGCUUAUAUUGUGAGUAAUGAUUACCACACACAGGUUAUUUGCACACUCAUCUUAUGCACACACCCCACGAUGUGGGUUUAAAUCAUGCUUUGAGAGAGUAUAUAACAAGAUUUAAGCCUUUUGCCAUAUGUUAUUAUUGUUUCUAGUAUUGUUACGGUAAUGAUGAUGUUAGUGACUUAAUGUGAGUUGGGUGUUGCUGGUAUAGCUGUUGUAUUUGUUUGCUAUAAUCUAAUUGUUGUUGAUAAUUAUUGAAUUUGGUUUGAUUGGUUUGAUUAGAAGAAGAUUUGGAUGAGUUUGAGGAUGAUGGGUUUUUAGUAGAUGAUAAUGAUGAUGAUGAAGAAGAAGAAGAAUCGGAGGAAGAACAACAAAGCUAUAAAGGCAAACAAAAGAAAAAGAGGAAAAGGAAAAGAAAAUCGUUGAGGAGUCUUAUGCUUGAUGACGACGAUCUUGAGCUGAUUCGAGAGAAUGAAAACUUGAGCAUUAUUCAAUCAGAGAAGGGAGGUGCAAAGUUUAAGCGGCUCAAAAAGGUUGGGGUUGACACUGAACUGGAAGGGCCCUCUAGCAUUUCAGAUGACGAUGGACCACUAUUUAGUGAUGUUGCUGAAGAAGAUGAAUACGUGCCUGAUGAUGAAGAGGAUGAAAUGGCAAAUUUUAUAGUGGAUCAUGGAAAAUUUUAUGGGAAGGGAGCCCCCAUAAGUUCUACUUACAAAUCUCUUUCUUGCCAAAGAAAUCUGAAUGAAAAGAAGUCAAGGCAUGCAUCAAAAGCUUCAUCUGCAGUAGGGGAAGCUAGUUACACUUUUGGCAAUGCUGAUGAAGUACUGAAUCUUCAUGACCAAGUUAUAGCUGAGAGUGCCAGACCUGAUGAUUCUAAUGAUUUUGCACCUUUCAUCCUCAAAGACAAGUACAUGACAGAGAAGGAUGCUAUUAUAAAGGAGAUUGACUUGCCCGAGAGGAUGCAGAUAUUUGGGGAAGUCAUUGGGCCUGCUCCAGUUGACGAAAUGAGCAUUAUAGAGGAGUGUUCUUGGAUACUUGGUCAACUUGGGACGUAUGUGUAUCCAUUGUUCUGCAAGAUGCCGGAACAAGCUGAAGGAUUUGACCUAUGUAAAAGAAUUCGUAAGGAAGACAUUAUGAGCUUUUUGAAAUUGCAUCAUGUGGAGAAGUGUGAUAUUCCGUUUAUUGCUAUGUAUCGGAAGGAGCAGUGCCUGAGUCUCUUGAAAGACCCAGAGCAAGAUGAAGAAAGCAGGGAUAAGGUUGAUGCUGAGAGAAUGCCUAAACUGAAGUGGCACAAGGUUCUUUGGGCCAUCAAGGAGCUUGACAAAAAGUGGUUACAUCUUCAGAAGCGGAAGAGUGCUCUUCAGAGGUACUAUAACAAGCGCUAUGAAGAGGAAUGUAGCAAUAUAGUCAGUGGGGCAAGGCUUGCCUUUAUUAAGGAGCUCUUUGAAACCACCAUCAAGUCUCUGAAGAAGGCUGAAUCUGAGAGAGAUGUUGAUGAUGUGGACAUGGAGUUUAGUAUACAUUUUCCUCCAACUGAGGGGGGCAAUGGUGGAAAAUAUAAGAGGCCUGCAAAGAAAUCACAAUAUAGCUACUGCAAUAAGGCUGGCCUGUGGGAGCUUGCACACAAGUUUGGUGACUCCAAGCAAUUUGGCUUCCAAAUAACUUUAGAGAGAACUGGAUUUAAGUUUGAUGAGGAUCCUGAGGAAUUUCCAGAGGAGAUAGCUUCAAAUUUUAUGUGUGAAAUGUUUGAAACUCCUGAAGCAGUGCUCAAAGGUGCUAGGCACAUGGCCGCAGUGGAUAUCAGCUGUGAGACAUUGUUUAGGAAACAUGCCCGUGGUAUUUUCAUGGAUAGAGCUCUAGUCUCAACAAGCCCUACCCCAAAAGGAAACAAGGAAAUAGAUUGUUUUCAUCAGUAUGCAGGGGUCAAGUGGCUACACAACAAACCACUCUCAAAAUUUGAGGACAUGCAGUGGCUUCUUAUUCAGAAGGCGGAAGAAGAGAAGCUCCUUGAAAUUACCAUAAAGUUGCCAGAGAAUGCCCUGGAUGAGUUGAUUAGUGCAUCCUAUGAUGUUUAUCUUAGAGACAAUGAUAAUAGAUCUGCUCAAAUUUGGAACGAACAGCGCAAGAUAAUUCUAGAGGAUGCAAUUAAAAAUUUUCUUCUUCCUUCUAUGGAGAAGGAAGCAAGAGCUCUGUUGACCACCCGAGCAAAAAACUGGUUACUUAUAGAAUAUGGGAAGCAGUUCUGGAACAGGGUCUCUGUGGCGCCAUAUCAUUGUAAGGAAAAUGUUGUUGAUGAGAAUAAAGGUAUUGCACCAAGGGUAAUGGCCUGUUGUUGGGGUCCAGGAAAGCCAGAAACUACAUUUGUAAUGUUGGAUUCUUCAGGAGAAGUGCUUGAUGUGUUGCAUGCUGGGUCAAUUACUAAACGGUCACAAAAUGUUAUUCACCAGCAACAGAGGAAGAAUGACCAACAGCAUGUUCUUAAGUUCAUGAAAAAUUAUCAUCCACAUGUCAUUGUCUUAGGUGCUGCUAAUGUGGCUUGCACACGGUUGAAGGAUGAUAUCAAAGAGAUCAUUUUUAAAAGGGUAGAGGAGAAUACUGGAGAUAUCAGCCAAGUUAUGGAUGAGAUCAGCGUUGUUUAUGGGGAUGAAUCCUUUGCCCAUAUUUAUGAACAUUCACAGAUUUCCUCAGAACAGCUGCCUGGACAACCAGGCAUUGUAAAGCGUGCUGUGGCUCUCGGUCGUUACCUCCAGAACCCGUUGGCUAUGAUUGCAACAUUAUGUGGGGCCCAAAGAGAGAUAGUAUCUUGGAAACUUAGCUCCUUGGAUCACUAUCUUACAGGUGAUGAGAAGUGGGAGAUGAUAGAACGGGUUAUGGUGGAUGUUACUAACCAGGUAGGUCUAGACUUGAACUUGGCUGCAAGCCAUGCCUGGCUUUUUGCGCCUUUGCAAUUCAUUUCUGGGCUUGGACCUAGAAAGGUGGCUUCAUUACAGAGGCAAUUACUUGGAGGUAAAGAAAUUAGAAAUCGAAGAGACUUAAUUAGUUGCGGACUGAGAGGAAAGAACGAUUUCUAUAAUGCAGUUGGUUUUUUACGAGUUUGUUGCAGUGGACUGCAUUAUACUGGCAAAGAUACUAAUCUGUUGGAUAAUACAAGAAUUCACCCUGAGUCAUAUAGUCUUGCAGAGGAUUUGGCAAAGGCAGUUCAUAAAUUUCAUGUUCAGGAUGAUGCAAUUAAUGCAGAUUCCCUGGAAGAGCCUGUACAGUACAUUAAUGACAAUCCACAACUGCUAAAAAGUUUUGAUAUUACUGAUUAUUCAGAAAAAUAUGAAAUAGAAAUGGGGGAAAACAGAAGAGAGACUCUUUAUGAUAUUAGAAUGGAACUUCUUCAUGGAUUUCAAGAUCCUCGAAGGCCUUAUGAAGAACCAACUCAGGAUGAGGAAUUUGAUAUGGUAUCUGGAAAAAAUGGGAAUGCUCUUGCUGAAGGAAGAAUAGUCCAGGCAAUGGUUCGCAAUUUGCAAUCUCAUCGAGCAUUCUGUGUGCUUGACUCAGGCUUGACUGGGGUACUCGUAGAGGAAGACUUUUCAGAUAAUGCUGAUGACAUUUCUUUAGCAGACAAGCUGCAUGUAGGUGAUAUUCUUACCUGCAAGAUCAAACAAGUAGAAAAAGACAAAUUCCAGGUGUGUCUGACUUGUAAAAAAAGUGAAUUAAAGAGUAAUGGAGACCAAAACUCUUCUGAAGCAGACCCUUAUUACCAUGGAGGCCAGAGCAGUUUACGAAGUCAGCAGGGGAAAGCCCACAAUGGGGAGCUAGCAAAGAAGCCUUUCAACCCAAGGAUGAUUGUUCAUCCUCAUUUUCAGAAUCUAACUUUGAAUCAAGCAAUGGAGUUCCUCUCAAAUAAGGAUGCUGGAGAAUGUAUUUUUCGCCCUAGUGCCAGAGGUCCAUCUUAUCUUACUUUAACUCUGAAAAUCUGUGAUGGAUUUUUUGUGCACAAAGACAUCAUCGAAGGGGGAAAGGAUCACAGCAAUAUUACAAGCUUGCUUCGUCUUGGAAAGACAUUAAAAAUAGGGGAUGAUUACUUUGAGGAUAUUGAUGAGGUUGUGGAUCGUUAUGUAGACCCACUGGUAACCCACCUGAAAACAAUGGUUAGUUUCCGAAAAUUCAAGAGGGGUUCAAAAGCAGAGGUUGAUGAAGUGUUGAGAGUAGAAAAAUCAGAAUAUCCGACUAGAAUUGUUUACUGUUUUGGAAUUUCUUAUGAGCAUCCUGGAACUUUCAUCUUGUCUUAUAUAAAAACCACACAUCUACGUCAUGAGUUUGUUGGUCUGCAUCCCAAGGGAUUCAAGUUUAGGAAGCAAAUGUUUGGGAAGAUUGAGCAAUUGGUGGCAUAUUUCCAGAAGCAUAUUGAUGAUUUGCAGCAUGAGUCAGCACCAAUGCAAAAAUCUGCAUUUGGGGGUUCUUCUGUAAAGACUAGUGAUGGGGGAAGCAAUGAUUGUGGUUGGCAAAGCCAGCCAAAAUCAGGCUUAGACAAAUCUACCCCUUUUCCAAAAGAUAAAAAUGACUAUGGAGAUGAUGUUGGAGAUAGUGGCCAAGGCCUUGGUCGUGGAUUUGGGAGUGGACGUGGACGUGGACGUGGUCGUGGCCGUGGUCGUGGGCGUGGGCAUGGGCAUGAUGACAGCAGCCAUGAAAAUAAAGAUUCUGGUUAUGAUACAUACUCAAAGUCGGACUUUGGUUCGAAGGAUGGAGAUGGGGGUGGUGGUGGAUGGAGCACUUUUCAUAGUGAAAAAGUUCAGAAUUCACCCAGCAAAUGGGAUAGUGAUUGUACUAAUACUAAUGGAGGAAAUUGGGGGGGUGUAGGUGAUGGUACAGGUAGUUGGAGUGGGGGUGCAAGGGAUAACAACAAUAAGACUUUCUUUGGUGAGCUGGGCAGUGGUGGAACUGAUGAUGUUGGUGGAACAAGUUGGGGACCUAGUGGUGGUACAGGUGAUUGGGGGUGAUAGCACUAGUAGUAAGGGUGGAGGUGCAGGUGGUGUCACUUGGGGUGGCAACAAGGGAGCUGAGAGUAAUAGUGGUGGAAAUCAAGGGGGCAACAAUGUACGUGGCCAUGGGGGUGCAAG